Molecule: messenger RNA, 957 nt
Organism: Sorex araneus (European shrew)
Lineage: Eukaryota; Metazoa; Chordata; Mammalia; Eulipotyphla; Soricidae
Gene: EIF1B
Product: eukaryotic translation initiation factor 1B
Exons: 4
Coding region: 253-594 (113 amino acids)
Biological process (GO): translational initiation
Cellular component (GO): eukaryotic 43S preinitiation complex
Molecular function (GO): translation initiation factor activity; RNA binding; ribosomal small subunit binding
Source: RefSeq, a predicted model, not a curated record
AGCCGCAGCGCCGCCUCCAGCCUCGCGUCUCCGCAUCCGCCGCCGCCGCCGCCUCUUCCUCCGCCUCCUCCUUCGCCUCUUCCUGCCUCCGCCCGGCUUCCGCCGCCGCCGCCGCCCGCCGCCCGCAGCCCGGCGCGCCGCCCGCCGCCGCCCGUGACGGUUUUCCCGCCCGCCGCAGCCUGCCGACACCACGGCGAUCCGGGCGGGCCCCGCAGCAAUUCUACCCCCUCGCCGGCCUCGCACUAGUGUCGCAUGUCCACUAUCCAGAACCUCCAAUCCUUCGACCCCUUUGCUGAUGCAACUAAGGGUGACGACUUACUCCCGGCAGGGACUGAGGAUUACAUUCAUAUAAGAAUCCAGCAACGGAACGGCAGAAAGACUCUGACGACUGUUCAGGGCAUUGCAGAUGAUUAUGACAAAAAGAAACUUGUGAAAGCCUUCAAAAAGAAAUUUGCCUGUAAUGGUACUGUGAUCGAACAUCCUGAGUACGGGGAGGUUAUUCAGCUUCAAGGUGACCAGAGGAAAAAUAUUUGCCAGUUUCUUUUGGAGGUUGGCAUUGUGAAGGAGGAACAGCUUAAGGUUCAUGGAUUCUAAAAUGAACCUAAAUACCUGGAGAAUUUAAGUAAUUUUGUUCUCUAAACACAGUUUGGCUGCCUUGUGAAAUGAUCCUCUGCAGUAAACGGACUUUUCAUGUAUUUAAUCAUUCAAACUUCCAUUCAUGUCUGCAUGGUUACAGAAAACAUGGGGUAUGUAGGCUAGUCACACAUAAGAAAAUCGCAGUAAGAUGGUAACGAAACCCCGUAUUCAUCUUAACAUGUUUCCAAUGGAAAAUAUUUUGUUUUUGGAGUGUUUAUUUGUUUAUUGUUCAGUUUAUUACUUUUCACUCAAUUAAAUGUUUUUUUGUUGUAUUAAACCAUGUAUGUUGCAGCUUAACAAUAAAAAAAAAAAAUCUAUGAA